UAAAGAGCGACAUCCGAUGGGGGGAGCGCCACUCGGAGACGCACGGGUCAAGUGAAGGGGUCCUACACUUGGAUGAACUGGGGGAGGAGAGAGCACAUUGAGGCUGUCAUGUAAGCCGUCUCCUCUGGGGCCACCUCUCGGUGCGCGCUGCUUCCUGCCUCAGGUAGAAGCCUCAGUGUUUCUGCUGCUGAGGCGUCAGGCUGCUUGCUCUCCUCUGCUCUCCCUCCCGCUGAGAAGCCAACAGCUCCUCUCUCAGAGCACUGAAAUGGAGAAGAGCUGCUCAGAGUGCUCAGUGCCGACACUUGCACAGAGCCUGUGUACACUUUGCAACAAGUGGCUGUGUUACCAGUGCACAGAUGUGCAUCAGCAUCAGAGAGCCCCCGCCACCUCCCAGUACUCAGACAUGCACCAGCAGCAGAGGCCCAGCGCCACCCAGUUUCCUGACCUGCACCAGAGAGGCUCCAGCUCCCUGCCUCCCACAGGACAAGGCCCGGGGUCGUAUCCUUGUUCCCUCCUCAUGUGCCACUCUCACAGACAGGAGCCCUUGGAGCUGUUUUGUGAGUCAUGUGACCUUCUGUGCUGUAGCAGCUGUCACCUGUCCUCCCACAAAAACCACAGGGUGGUGCAGAUCGGGAAGGCCCUGCAGGAUCAGCAGUGGCUGUUUGAGAGCCUGAUGGUGCAGGUGGAUGAGAGGAGGUCUGCAGUGGAAAAUAAUGCUAAGCAGAUCGAGGACAGACUUCAUGGAGUAAAGAUUGCACACAGGAAGGCAGAGAACCAGAUUAAAAUGGCAAAGAUGAUUAUGAUGAACGAGCUUAACAAACGAGCCAACCUAUUAAUAGAGCAACUGGAGAAAAUCUCAGAGGACUUCCAGCAGCGUCUGGAGGACCAGCUGCAGGGGGCAAUAGAGAUAUGUGGCCAGCUGGACCAUGUUCAGAAGUUCAUCACCUGGGCUAUGACCCACCACUGCAGAGGCCCGGUGCUCUUCAGCAGAGCUCUGAUUUCUCUCCAGAUGCAACAACUGCUUGAGUCGUCGCUACACUCAGACUCUUGGAGUCCUGUUAAGAUCAAAUUCAACUGGGAUGCAAGUUACUGGACGAAGCAGAUUUCCUCUUUAGGCCAGCUGACUGUUGAAGGGGGAAACUGCUCGUAUCCUCAGGGCUUGCCCUUCUCCAGUAUUCUGAGGCCUCAGCCCAUCACCUGCUUGGCUCUGCCAUCCGUGUGUCGCAGAGGACGAGAACCCGGCUGUGGGUAUCAGAACUGCUGCGAGCCCCAGAUGUGUUGUCUCCACGGCAUUCCCUCUCAGCCUGAUCUGUCCAGUCUGGAGAAAAGCCAGCUGGAGGCCACACUUUAUAACUCCAGCUGUGUUCAGCCUGGCCUUAUCUCUGCCUCCCUGCAUCAGAGCCAGCAGCUCCAGAGGUACUGGGAUCCCGACAGCUCAUCACAGUGUCCUCCCUCUUCAUCACCUGUCCCAAUCAUGGGACCGAACCAGCUCAACUGCAGCCGAGGAUCUACAUCCCAGACACAAGGUGCUGCUGCCUCUCAGCCCCAGGCUCAAACUAAAUCUUAUCUCUAUCACCAACACCAGAGAGAUGUUCCCCCAGAUAGCCAUGCUCAGUCAAGUGCAGAGCGUAGCAGGCCAGAGCAGCGUCAGGGGAAGCUGUCGAGCAGCACGGCCCUGCAGCAGGAUCUCAGCCACACAGCUGUGGACAGAGAUGUGAUGAGUGAAGAGAACUGGGAGGACAGAUGCAGAGCGGAGGAGGCUCGUGGACAGACAGCAGCAGCUGAGAGCAGAGAGCUGCUGGAUGUGGAGCUGCAGCAGGACAGGAGGGAGCCGAGUCCUGUCCAACAACAGCAGCUUCAUGUUCUUCCUGCAGCAGAGCUGAGAAAAGAGCUGCAGAGAAACAGACCUGCACCAGCGCACAGAGAUGGCAGGAGAUCCACAUCCCUGGAGGUGUCGGCGGUGACAGCCGACGAGUGUGUAUCUGACGUGCAGAGCAGCAGGCUCAGCCCUAGUUUAGCGUGCACGAGGAGGGAAAGACGCUCCCAGAGCAUCCCGGCAGAACUGGCAGCUCCAUCCACCAGCUCUUUCACUGAGAGGCCCACAGGAUGCAGUCACGGCCUGCAGGCAGGAGCUGCAACUAAGUAUGUCAGUAUGGACCCCAGACAGAGGAGAGCUUCGGAUGGGGUGCUUUGUGUUGUCAAGGAAACUUUGUCUGAAAUGGCGGUCCCCAGAGGCCACCGUUCUCCCCUGUCCUAUAAGACAGAGCCAGAUCAUUGUUUCACUUAUGUAGAUGAGGAGACUGAUUAUGAGGCCAAGGGGAUAUGCAGGGUGUCCAAAAAUGGCCACAACAGCAGCAGAGAUGUCCAGAAGGACUCAGGGAGGCCCAGGGUUCCUGUGGUUUGCCUGGAGCGUCUCAAAAUACUUGUGUCUCAGCUCCCCCCACAUGGACGACGGCAGAGUGACCCUUUACCUGCCAGUGGGACGGAGACGAGUGAAACUUUCACGAAGCAGAGAACCUGGUACGAUGCAAUGCAAGAGGGGUUAGCUGGAGGCUCUGAGACCAUGAGGACCAACCGCUCACACACAGCGCCGCCAUGUGCAGAGCGACAGAGCCGUGAGCAGUCCACCACACACUCGACUAUCAGUGAGUUUGACAUUCAUGGGAGAAUCAGCUCUCGUAAAGUGUCCCCGCUUCCGUCCGCUGACCCUAAAUAUGUGCCACAGAGUUACUCUGCAUUGGAUCUGGACUCUGACUCUGACCCCAGAUCAGUCUCAGAGGACACAGUUGUUUCUCAGGCUAAUCCAGACCCACAGUUAGACUCAGAUGCAUCACCAGAGUCUGACCCACAUGCAGAGUCGUCAUCCGAGGCUGAACUUGAAUGUCUGGCAGGGGAUAAACCAGGAGCUGUAAAGGAGAUGGGGUUCUGUGGUGAAACUGAUAUUGCAGCGGAUUCAGAGCCAAGUCUUGAAUAUGAGGCAGACCCAGAAUCAGAUGCAGGAGCAGGAUCAGAGGAUGGCCAAGGGCUGGACGCUGAUGCAGAAUCAGGCGAUGUAGAAACUGAGUCAGACGUCCAGCCUGACUACGAUCCCAGUUUUCAGGCAGAGACGGACUCUGAGUUUGUAUCCGAUCAGCCUGCAGACUCUCAGGGCUCUGUCGAGUCUGAGCUCGAUGUAGAAUCUGAACCUGAACUGACAACUGAUGAACCGCAACCGCUUCGCUCUGACCUUGAGGAGGAGGCCCACGUUGGUCCUGCUCAGAGGCCACUUCUGAUCGCAAACCCUGCUGCUCAAAGAGGCACAGAGGAAGUUCAGCCUGAAGAGGACGAUACAGAGAUGGAGAGUGAGGACUUCUGUGCCGUGUGUCUGAUUGGAGGAGACCUGCUGUGCUGCGACCGCUGUCCAAAAGUCUUUCAUCUGUCUUGCCACAUUCCGUCUCUGCUGAGCUUCCCCUCAGGUGACUGGGUGUGCAGCCUGUGCAGAGACGUCGUGCAGCCAGAGGUGGAGUACGACUGUGAGAACGAGAGAGCAUCCGGAGAACACACAUCAGCACACGGACUGCCUGCAUGUGACCAGAGAAAAUGUGAGCAGCUGACUCUUCUGAUCCUCAGCAACGUCCUGAGUGCUCCCUUUCACGAGCCCGUCAGUCCGCUUGCUCGUCAUUACUACCAGAUCAUUAAAAGGCCCAUGGACCUGUCCGUGAUCAGGGCCAGACUCAACAAGAGGAAUCCUCAACAUUAUAACUCGACAGAACAGUUUGUUGCUGAUGUUUAUCUCAUGUUCCGAAACUGUGCGAAGUUCAAUUAUCCUGACUCCGAGGUGGCCCAAGCAGGCCGCAGCCUCGAGGCAUUCUUCACCUCCAGGCUGAAAGACGUUUUCCCAGACAGAGUUUUCCUCGCAGCUGAGGCGGACUCUGACAGCGAUGAGUACGAUGAGGCCUACAGGACCACUGAAAGUGGUUUCCCCUGGCCGGAGAGGAGAGAGCAGUGCCACAGGAAGAGGAAGAGGAGACACUCGCUGAAGUCGAGGAGACAACACUUCUAACCAGAGGUGAACGUUGUGAAACCAUGGACACAAAUAUGCUGUAUUUGUGGGUAAUUAUAAAUUAUAAUUUUUUUAUUUAGCAGCCUCUUGGGCUGUAACAGUGUUUCCAUUCUGUAAUCUGUUUUGUGGUUUGCAAUAAUAUCACAGUGCUGCCAUCUGAUGGCAGCUGAACACACUGAAACAAUACUUCAAAUAUAAAAGUCUUAACUAAUGCUGGAACAGUUAUUAUCCCUGCAGAAUUCAACUGAUCAGACAAGUAGAAAGAGUAAAGAAUGAUUAGAAAAAGUUUUGUUGCAUACAAUAUGCUGCAUAUUUUGAAACAAAUCUCUUUGGAAAAAAAAGACAAAUCUAACAGUUUUAAAGGUCCAGUGUGUAGUAAAUACGAUCACCUUAAAAUAAGAACUGUUUUCAGUACCUUAGAAAGAGUCUCAUAUUUUCUUAGGGAGCAAGUCCUCAUCCUUUGAGAUUACCAUGUUGUACCGCCAUGUUAUUACAGUAGUCCAGAAUGGACAAUCCAAAGCACUGGCUCUAGAUAGGGCAAUUCAAAUAUUUCUUGGCACAAAAACACAGAUCUUUAACAUGAAACCGUUUUAUUCAGUGUUUUUACUAGUUUAAUUCACCAGGUAUGUUUGUUGUGGAGAGGAAGAGACCGUGGCGGAUUACUCCUGGUAAAGCUCCUGGUAAAAACCUCCCUUCGCCUGGAUCUUAAAUCAUCACAGACAAAGGUGAGCACACAUUAGCAGAUGCAGGGUUCGUGCACAUCUGCAAGGACCUGAACAGCAUCAGAAAAACACAGAUUACCAGAUGUCUCAUUUAGAAACAUUGCGUCUGCACAAAACGAGGCUUUUAAGCGGUGUACGCCACUUCCCACGCAAAAAGUUCUGAUCUGUAAAAAUUGAUUUGGGAUUUAUAAAGGAAAUUGCAGACCAUGCAUGGUUUUGAAAAAUCUGAAUAUUUUUCGGUGCAUGCCACUUUUGGCUUCUGUCCACACUUACACUUUUCGGUAUGAAUCCUUCACACUGUCUUAUAAAUGACACUCCAGGUCUGUUUGUUUUUGGAGAGGAAAAGACCUCUGCAGAUAACACGGCUCCCAAUGAAAACCUUCCAAACAAUAAAACACUGAAGGACUUUUAAGUUUCAGCUGGUUACAGUCCUUAUUGCUACAUUCCACUGAAUCCCCCGAAAUCUUACACACUGUUCCUUUAAAACAAGUGAGAGUAGAGAAUUAUCACUCAAAUUCUUCAUCAUAUCUAAUUUUGGCCAUUAAUGAUUUGCUCCUGAUGUGCUGAAAAGUAUUUAUAUUCAGACCCCCUCAAGUCAUACACCUGAUGUUAUAUCAUAAAAAGAGGAUGCUGAGGUUGGAUGUUUAUUAGUCUCACUUUGAAUCUAUGUUAAGUGUUUUUUAGGUGAACAUAGCAUUGAUUAUACGCAGCACUUUGAAACUUUGAUAUGGGUAAAUACUGUAUUUACCAUAAACGCUCAACGUAUUUAUACAUGUGUACCUGUAUAGAACUUUAUUUUACUAUAUUUGUCAUUUUAAUUACUGAAUGAUUUCAGACAAUUAUCAUAGGUUUGAUUGUUGGUAUAAUUAUGUGUCUCAGUAGCUUUUUUUAAAGCAGCAGUGAAUCAUUUUGACUUUAAAUUUUGACAGGAGUGACACAGAAUGUGAAUAACUGAGGCGCUAUUACCAGUGUUAGAGCUCUUACAUAUUUUCAUGUUUGUUAGAGGACUUAGUAUCCAGAUGAAAAACUAUAAUUUGACAUUUAGCUAUAAAUUAAGUUUGUGUACACAUUAUGUAAGCUUUCUGCUCCACCAGUGUUUCAGCAAAGUGUUUUACUCUUCUAUUAUCUAAAUAUCUCAGGCUUAAUAAGAGUGUAAAGUAUUGAUAUCAUUAAGUAUUGAUGACAAUUUGUAGAACCACACUGUUGAGAGAAAAUCUGACAUUUUUAUAAUGCCAACUGUUGUAGAGAAUUUCCUGUUUUUGAAUAUUCUUUACUUGCUUCCUGCAGCUUAUUGUAGAUUUUACUUGACAUUAAGAGUUCCUACUGCACAAAUUAUUGUCUGUGCACACCUUGAUCAAUGUCAAGAUUAGUGAAUAUAGUAUAUGUAAUGUUACUUUUGCUGAAAUCAAUAAAUGUAGUAAUAUUUCCUACUGUAUAAGGGAAGACUGAUAAACUAUAGCUACUGUCACUGUUUCGAUCACAGUUUGGUUAAUUUCUUUGUUCUUUUUUUUUACUGUAACAGUCGGUGAUACAUGCACAUAUAUUACUAUCAAUAAAAUGUAUUCAAGAGAAAA
Messenger RNA from Plectropomus leopardus (leopard coralgrouper), 6338 nucleotides. RefSeq names its product tripartite motif containing 66 (gene trim66). Gene Ontology annotation, molecular function: protein binding; zinc ion binding. The record is from RefSeq and is a predicted model, not a curated record. Gene Ontology annotation, cellular component: chromatin. NCBI's taxonomy places the organism in Eukaryota, Metazoa, Chordata, Actinopteri, Perciformes, Serranidae.